Annulohypoxylon truncatum is the source of this 1979-nucleotide messenger RNA. RefSeq lists its product as uncharacterized. Gene Ontology annotation, biological process: regulation of DNA-templated transcription; DNA-templated transcription. The transcript has 5 exons. The record is from RefSeq and is a predicted model, not a curated record. Gene Ontology annotation, cellular component: nucleus. Gene Ontology annotation, molecular function: zinc ion binding; DNA-binding transcription factor activity, RNA polymerase II-specific; DNA binding. The coding region runs from base 293 to 1918 and encodes 541 amino acids. Lineage: Eukaryota; Fungi; Ascomycota; Sordariomycetes; Xylariales; Hypoxylaceae.
CACGUAUUAAGGAAAUUGGGAAAAGCAAACGCAUCCGUUCUAAGAAGCUUUCAGCUAGAAGUAGUCGCACAACAGUCUCAGCAGAAUUAAUAAUGUCCAAUCUAAUGACCGAUAUUAAAAGGCCCUAGUAUGAGUCAUCAAAUCAGUAAUAAGAAAGUAACAUAACACAGAACUGCUGAGACACCCAUUACAAUAAACAACUGUCCGCAAGUCCGCUCUUCGUACGUCCUAUGGAAGGGUCACUUUGAACUUGGAUCAAUCUACAAGGUAAUAGUAGCAUUUAUCCCAAAGGAUGGAUCGAAGAGCUCGAUUCGCCUGCGUUGCAUGUCGGAGACUCAAGCGAAAAUGCCCGAAAGAGUUACCGUCUUGCUCCCUAUGUCUUCGUCUCGAGAAGCGGUGCGAGUACCCACCACGAGCUCGGAAUGCGCCCACGAAUAAAACUGGGGAAUCAACUACUAGCUCCCAAAGCCCAAAUAGUGAAAUCGGCUUGCGAGUGACGAAUAAUGGCUCAGCAAACUUACAUUUGAACCAUGAACAAGAACCCCUGUUGAGGAAUAGGAGUAUCGAUGACUUUCCGGCAAUGUUCUUCCUAGAUUCCGAGGUUUGCUUGAAGCCUUUAUCAUCAGAGCUCAAUCAAGCAAUGCCUUCUGCAGCUCCAUCGUAUAGCCUUUCCCCAGAAGCACUCGCAGUCUACAACAGGUAUUUCUCCACACUUCACCACUGGCUACCCAUCUUGAGCAUGAAAAUCGCUCGACGACACAUAAGCGAGUAUGGGCCAGCUCCAUACUCCCCUUCUCAACUCCUUUUUCUCUGUAUGAAGUUGGUAUCGGAGCCUCCGUCGUCUGAUAUAUCUCCGAGAGAUAGUACGACUUACGCAAGAACCCUGGAGACCUUGUUAAAAGUCGAGAACUCAUGUCUCCCCUGUCUUCAACUCCUCCAAUCUAUCAUCUUAAUUGCUGUUUAUGAGAUUAGCCAUGCUAUCUACCCAGCAGCGUACUUACGCGUUGGUUAUGCAUCAAGACUCUGUAUCAUGAUGGGAUUCCAUGACCGCAAGAACGCCAACCAGCUAUUCAAAGACGCGGUGGGGUGGACGGGGCGAGAGGAAGAGCGGCGUGCGUGGUGGGCAGUGUUCUGUCUCGAUAGAAUCAUGAAUCAAGGUACUAACGGGAUGCCUUUAUCAACCCCCGAACCCAGCCCUGGGGAAUUGCUGCCAUGUCCGGAAGAAUCUUGGAACGAAGGCGGAAUCGGCUUCAACGAACCUCUAUUCGCAGCAUCAUUCUCUAAUAAUACUAGUUUAGGAUCAUUCGCAAAUGUAUGUCAAGCAGCGCACAUUCUCGGCCGUGUCUUGCAUCAUCGCGAUCAUCUUCAUGAUAGCGACGUAGUCCUUGGCUUUCGGCUAUCGGAAGCAAAACAACUCCAUCACAUUUUGACGUCGCUAUCCUCUCAUCUUAGUGAGAUACAUAGAGAAUCAUCCUCGCCCGGGGGAUCUAUACUAGUUGCGAUAGCCAUAUGUUUCUCUGCCCGUCUGAUCCUUUAUGAGAUAUACGCCUGCAAUGAGAGAUACUCGACCGACCACGGCAGAUCUUCCGAAGAAGCGGACAUGCAGCGAAAUUCGAUGGGUGGCAUUUUAGAGGUUGCAGAGAGUGUCUGGCAACUUUCUCGCCGGAUUCUGAGUUCGGCUGACGAGGACAGCGGAGAUGGACUCAGCAGGUAUAACCCUCUCAUGUGUCAUUGCCUAUAUACUGUAGCAAGCGAGUGCGAGUGGUUCAUGCGCGAACAAGAGGAUUCAAGCGCAAGAAUAUGGUUGCGAGAUAUCGUAACACUGCUUCAGAUAAUUGGGAAACGAUGGCGCGUCGCAGGUGUCUAUUUAUCCGAGAUCUACAAGUGGCCUGGGUAUAACAGCUUGGUCAAAUCAUAGAAGACAUAGUGUAGAUAGGUACAUAUUCCGAGGCUUUUUGACCAUUAUAUCUUAGUAGAUG